This is a messenger RNA of Zootoca vivipara (common lizard), 7280 nucleotides long. NCBI's taxonomy places the organism in Eukaryota, Metazoa, Chordata, Lepidosauria, Squamata, Lacertidae. The record is from RefSeq and is a predicted model, not a curated record.
UCGCCCAGCCCCUCGCGAGGAGCCGGGCCGCUGCCGCUGCUACCACCGCCUCCUCCUCCUCCUCCUCCAGUGCCCGGAGUCUCCCGCUGUCUGGGCUGGUUCCGCCAUGAGGCGCUGAGAGCCGAGACAGAGAAGGGAGGCAGGGGAGCCGCGAGGAGCCCGUCGCCCAGCGGCUGAGGGGGCCGAGCGGCCGGGUAGACGCCGAGCCGAGGCUCCCCACACGGUUCCGUCCCGCGCGGGGCGGCCGAGACCAUGUAAAGCGGCCCCAGCCCGAAGAACCAGUCCCGGACGACGGGGGAGCAGCUGCCGCCGACGCCGCCACCGGCUUGUGAAGGCCCCGCAAGGGCGCCUGUUUCUCUCUCUGUGUUGUGUGUUUUGUGGGGAACAUGGCGACGUCUAAUCUGUUAAAGAAUAAAGGUUCACUUCAGUUUGAAGACAAAUGGGAUUUCAUGCGGCCGAUUGUUCUGAAGCUUUUGCGCCAGGAAUCUGUCACGAAACAGCAGUGGUUUGAUCUAUUUUCGUAAGUAGUGUGUAUCAUUUGUAAUUCUUGGGUAAUAGAACAAUGGUAAUGGUUUGUAAUAUCUUGUUGAAACAGUUGUUUAAGGGAAGACCCUGUAAUAGACUUCUUACUUAGGAUAAUCAUUUGUUUUCAAGAUAGCUAGCAACUGACUUUCAAAAUUAGAAUGGUAAUGAAGUGAUUUAUUUGGGAUUAUCGUUUACUUAAACUGUUAUGUAUUGAUGUACUGUGCUCAUAGGUUCCACAUUCAAGUAAUUUUUCUCUGAUAAAAUGGUUGGACAGUUAUUUUUUUAUAGCACAAUCGUCUGUCAACAGAAGUCUAAAUUCUAAUCAAUGGUUUACUCAGAGCUGAAAAUAUGCUGAAAAGAGCAAUUGCCGAAGCUAAUAGCAGCUUUUAGCAGUGCUGCAUUUACAAAAUAUGCACACACACAAAUGGAUUUCAGGAGGUAUUUGUGGAACACACAUACCCUUUUGUUAAGAACAUUUGUUCCAUUUUUUGUUGCCAGGGUUUUUCCUGCUAAAGACUAGCAGUAGAAGGGGCUUGCUUCCUGGGCUGUAAUGGUCACUUGAACUAGCGAGCCCCUGGCUAUCAGGGCUCACUCCAGUAACCUAUGAAUUCCUCCUCAAGUUGCUCUUGCCAAAAAAGGGAGUUGCUGUUAAGCCUUUUCCUGACAUUUUCUCCCCCUCCCCACCCCUCUGACCGAUGUUCCUUGAGCUGAGAGAUGAAGAUUGGGAGGUUGGAGGAUGGAGACACAUGCAUGGGCAAUCAUAUGUUCCCAUGCCUUGUAUGCAAGUGAGCUUACUUGAGUGUGUAACACACCAUACUUGCUGACCAGAGGGCCUCGCUGCUCUUAGGGAUGUGCAUGGCGUUUGCUUGUGGGAUGAUAAAGGCCCAGCAAAAAUACACCAGGCUUUGAAAGAAGAUAUCCUUGAUUUUAUUAAACAAGCACAAGCAAGAGUGCUGAGCCACCAAGAUGAUACUGCAUUACUGAAAGCCUAUAUUGUAGAGUGGCGUAAAUUCUUCACGCAGUGUGAUAUCUUACCCAAGCCAUUUUGUCAGUUAGAGAUUACUCUCAUGGGCAAACAAGGCAGCAAUAAGAAGUCCAAUGUAGAAGACAGUAUUGUACGAAAGCUCAUGUUAGAUACUUGGAACGAGUCCAUAUUUUCAAAUAUAAAGACUCGCCUUCAAGACAGUGCAAUGAAGCUGGUCCAUGCUGAAAGGCUAGGGGAAGCAUUUGACUCUCAACUUGUCAUUGGUGUUAGAGAAUCGUAUGUUAAUCUGUGUUCUAAUCCUGAAGACAAACUCCAGAUUUAUCGGGAUAAUUUUGAAAAAGCAUACCUUGACUCAACAGAGAGAUUUUAUAGAACUCAAGCCCCUUCGUAUUUGCAACAAAAUGGUGUUCAGAAUUACAUGAAAUAUGCAGAUGCUAAAUUAAAGGAAGAAGAAAAAAGAGCACUACGGUAUUUAGAAACCAGGCGGGAAUGUAACUCUGUAGAAGCGCUUAUGGAGUGCUGUGUGAAUGCUCUGGUGACAUCUUUUAAGGAGACAAUUUUAGCUGAAUGCCAAGGCAUGAUCAAACGAAAUGAAACGGAAAAGUUGCAUCUAAUGUUUUCAUUGAUGGAUAAAGUUCCUAAUGGAAUAGAGCCUAUGUUAAAAGAUUUGGAAGAGCAUAUCGUUAGUGCUGGAUUAGCAGAUAUGGUAGCAGCCGCAGAGACUAUUACUACUGAUUCUGAAAAGUAUGUAGAACAAUUGCUCACAUUAUUUAAUCGAUUUAGCAAGCUGGUUAAAGAAGCUUUUCAAGAUGACCCAAGAUUUCUUACUGCCAGAGAUAAGGCAUAUAAAGCUGUUGUUAAUGAUGCCACAAUAUUUAAACUUGAAUUACCAUUGAAACAGAAGGGUGUUGGACUGAAAACACAGCCAGAGUCCAAGUGCCCAGAGCUGCUUGCGAAUUAUUGUGAUAUGUUGUUGAGAAAAACACCGCUAAGCAAAAAACUAACCUCUGAAGAAAUUGAAGCAAAGCUUAAAGAAGUGCUAUUGGUGCUCAAGUAUGUGCAGAAUAAAGAUGUUUUCAUGAGGUACCACAAAGCUCAUUUAACAAGACGUCUUAUAUUGGAUAUAUCAGCAGAUAGUGAAAUAGAAGAGAAUAUGGUAGAAUGGCUGAGAGAAGUAGGUAUGCCAGCAGAUUAUGUAAAUAAGCUGGCGAGAAUGUUCCAGGAUAUCAAAGUAUCUGAAGAUUUGAACCAGGCUUUCAAGGAAAUGCACAAAAAUAAUAAGCUGGCCCUACCAGCGGAUUCUGUGAAUAUCAAAAUAUUGAAUGCUGGGGCCUGGUCCAGAAGUUCUGAAAAGGUUUUUGUAUCGCUGCCCACGGAAUUAGAAGAUCUCAUCCCUGAGGUGGAAGAGUUCUACAAAAAGAACCACAGCGGCAGGAAACUUCACUGGCAUCAUCUUAUGUCCAAUGGAAUUAUAACUUUUAAGAAUGAAGUUGGCCAGUAUGACUUGGAGGUAACAACGUUUCAGCUGGCUGUGCUUUUUGCCUGGAACCAAAGACCCCGAGAGAAGAUCAGCUUUGAAAACCUUAAACUGGCAACAGAACUCCCUGAUGCUGAGCUCAGGAGAACUUUGUGGUCACUUGUAGCAUUUCCAAAGUUGAAACGUCAAGUUUUGUCAUAUGAACCUCAAGUCAACUCACCCAAAGACUUUACUGAAGGAACCCUCUUCUCAGUGAACCAGGAGUUCAGCUUAAUAAAAAAUGCAAAAGUUCAAAAGAGAGGUAAGAUAAACCUAAUUGGUAGACUUCAAUUAACUACAGAGAGAAUGCGAGAAGAGGAAAAUGAAGGGAUAGUCCAGUUAAGAAUAUUACGGACGCAGGAGGCUAUCAUCCAAAUAAUGAAAAUGAGGAAGAAAAUUACUAAUGCUCAGCUUCAGACUGAACUAGUAGAGAUAUUAAAGAACAUGUUCUUGCCACAGAAGAAAAUGAUAAAAGAGCAGAUUGAAUGGCUUAUAGAACACAAAUAUAUCAGAAGAGAUGAAUCAGAUAUCAACACUUUUAUAUACAUGGCAUAGCUUGAAGACUCUUACUGGAAGAUGCCAAGGAAAUGUGGAUUGGAGAUGGCUUGAGCAGACAACUACAAGAAAAUGAACUGUGCUGAGAAAGGACUUGUUUGACUUGCAUUACAUAUUCAAAUCCCUGCCUUACCUUACCAGAGGACUUUGUUUUGCCAACCUUUUUUUCAGCUAGCAUGAUGGCGUUCCCUUCAUGUUGCACAGGUUUUUAACAGCAUGCUGUUUUGUGGGGAAACUUUGCAUUCAUUGAGAGCCUAUUGUGAUAUUUUUUUAGAUUUCAAAUGUACCACCUGGAAGAGAACAGAUUUGGGGUUUCUAGAUGAACAGUACCUUGCACAAGGAAAAUAUCUUCAAAACCCAUGCACUGAGGGUUGUCACAUUUUUUAAAAAGCAGCGAGUAGGACUAGAUGUAGCAUUUCACACUUUUGUGUUUUGGAUCAACAGCCUCCUUUUGAUCCAUUUUUAUGUACAAUAUUUGAGCAAGACACAAAUAACAUCACAGCUGAAAAUUUAUCUUUGGGCUCAAGCAAAGUGCUUCAGUAUAACUGAAUUUGGAUACUGAGACACAAGUGAUGUUAAGCAGGAUAUAUAUCCUGUUUGUCACUUUUCUUUACAAAACUUGGGUAAACAUUUGUUUCUUGGACAGAUGACUUCAUUCCCCUCCUUUUUAUAAUAAGAGGUGUUGCUUUCUCUUGAUUAUGGCUUCACCCUUAAGAACUGUGUUUCAUGGAUGGAUCUGUUUAUGGUGAAACAAAAUGAAAUAUUAAGUGUAUCUCUUUGUACAUUUAAUAUAGUAUGCUUGCGUAAAUCUGAAUGCAUUAAAAAUAGCCAGUGCACAACUUAUCCAAUAUAGGAAUUAACAUUUUGACAAUCCCUAUAUAUUUCUUCCUUGAUUAUUUAUUUGAAAAUCUCUAAAUGUUACAUUUUUUAAUACAAUUCUACUGGGGGGGGGUCCACCAGCUCCACAUAUAUAUGCUGACAGAUUGUCAUAAAUCUGACUGUUCUACCACCCAGCCUCCAUUUGUUUCAGUGAGUAAGAGCCCCCACUGAUGGAAUGUGUUCAUUCCUCUCCCCCCCUUCCCUUGAUAAAAAUCUUCCAGAGACUUAAAGCAAUGCACAUUAAGGCUUAGGGCUAAAGAGUGCUUUACUGAGGGCAAAGGAACUGCCACACCACAGCAGAUGCUAGUCAUUUUCAGAGUUAACUGCCAGGUCUCCAGCUGCUUUAAAAUGUCCAUGAAGAGUUGAGCUCCUGCCUCAGCAUUACUAGUGUGGGAGAAAAAUUACCUAACGCCAGUUCAGCUUUUACCAUACCCUAUUCCUAAACAUUAUGCCUGGGGAAAGCAAUGUUGCAAAACGGCCUUUAAACUUUUAGCAGUAUAGAGCCAUUGUCUUUCCUUCUCAAAGUUAGGGAUUAUGCUUACAGGUUGGAAAGUGAAAUGGUAACAGGGAGCUGUAUGGGCAGCAUGAAACUGGAAAUGGUUGCUGUAUUUUACCUAUAAUGGGGCUCCAAAGGUAGUCUGUCCAAAGGACAGACAGAGGUUGGUACUGGCGCCCUUGUGAACAUAAAUAACAUACGAGUGUGGGUGGGGAACUGUAUGUGCUUUGGGAUGGCAGAGACCAACAAACUUGCAUAGAAAUGCAAAAGUGGCAGAUGAAAACAGGCAGUGAUUUAAAACCUCACUUUCUGCACAUAAUGUGUGCAUUUUUAUUGUGGAUCAGAGGACAAUAUUUUUUAAAAAUUAACAUAGAGUUAACAUAAACUUCCAAGUUAACAUAGAAUUGUUUGAAUUUCAGCAUCAAAAUUUUAUGGGCAAGAAUUUUAAAAAAAGUUUUACAUACUUAUCAAGCACUCCUGGUUAAAGGGAAAGACAACUAAAAUUGAUCCCCCAGAAGUCUACAUGCUACAGGGUUUCUAAGACUGCAUUUGGUUUGGAAGUUGGUUUGGAAAUGGGUAGGAAAGGGCAAGUAAUUUUUUAAAAAUAUUUGUAAAUAUUUAUUGGAAUACUUUGAUGAGAGUGUUUUUGAAUUGUAUGCUUCCCAUUAAUUUGUAUUGGAGGCAGUAGGCAUGACACAUUAAAUAUAAAACCAGCUUUAAACUUCAUAUUUAAUUUCUUGGUAUCGUUCAGACACUAGCAGCCUGAUUGUCAAAAAAUACUCCUUUCCCUAUUUUUUAUUCCUAGCAGUGCAAAUACUUUAGAACUUUGGAAUUGGUGGCUAGGAUGUAAAUGACCACCACGGACUUCUUUUGUGACUAUUCAAAAACCCCUCCCAUCAGCCCCUUGUUCUCCCUGAAAAGAGUGCAGUACAGUGGCCUGUACUUCAAAAGGAAAAUUGCCAAAACAAAAUAACAAAAUAACCACCCUCAGAAAACCCAUCCACAUGCAGAAGCACUUUAAGGAUCACAUGAGGCUGUUUGGAUCUUGCCAGUGAGAGUCUGUCUUGCUCAUUUACAUAGCAGCAAAAUUCAGAGUGCUCCUUGCGUCUCCAUCUCUUAUGGUUAUUUCUUACACAAGGUACCUAAAUGUUUCUAGGACCAGGGGAAUUACAAUGGACAAUGUGCCUAUAACUUUGUUCAGGUUUUUUUUCUUUUUGUGUACAUUGGAUCAGGAUGUCAUGUAAAACACUGAAUCUGAAAAAUCACACCAGCAAUUUCCUUACAGCUGCAGAAUCACAUUUAGCAUUCUCUUGUCAGGACACUUUUCACCAAGAUGCCCUUAAGGCUAAAGGUUAUCAGGAAGAGAAACAAACUGGUUUAAAAAUGUAUGCGGAAAUAGGAAAACAUCCAAAUCUAAGAAUGAAUUGAAUCAUCAGUCAUUGCAAUAUGGCAACAUGGCACUUUUAAAGCUUGAUUUUUAGCUUUGGAUAUUUUUCUCCAAAGACCUAGCAUAAAGAGGUGCUGCUUCUGAAAAAUGUAUGUUGCCACAAGCACUGCCAUUGUGGUAUGUAUUAAGUAAUACUCUAGAUGUGAAAAAUAAUGUAGGUUGCAUUGAUUUUAAACAUAGUUGUUAAAAAAAAACUUGUCACAACAUAUGAGGUUCAUACUUAAUUUUGAAGUCUUCCAUUUUCCCCCUUUAUCCUACUGGUAUCCCUUGUUUUAUACCUAUUCAUUUGUUUAAACCUGUUGUUGGAGCAUAGUGUGUAGUUUAACUUAAGUUUGAGUGGUGGCUCCCCCCUUUUGGGGGCGAAAAAGUAACAUGGCCCGGGUAGUUGAAUACUUUGGAUUUAUUUGCAUUACAGUAUCCAUUGUAAAAGGUACAAAUUUUAAAAGUGCAGCUGAGAGAAAUAUUUGAUAGCUUCAUGGAAAGAUUUGGUAUCUUAAGCGCAAAACUAUUUUCUAUUUUCAUGGAACUGGCUGGGAUCCUAUCUUUGUAAAUUCAAGGUCAUAUUUGUGAAAUAAAACAAUACACGAGAGCUUUCCUGUUUUAAUAGACUAUAUGUAGCCUGGAGUGCAGCACAAACAUGAGUUUCCUAGGUUGUAAUAUCCAUCUACAUAAGGUUAUUUACAGUUUUGAAUGUGUGCCACUACAUACUGAAGUAAUGCUGUACAAUUUUGACUGGUAGCAGUUUCUUGUAUGGCAGUCCGGCUGAACUAUUUUGAUGUACUGCUUAAUUUUUGGAUUUUAUUUUUUAAGUUGUAUAAUUUAUUUUCUUGCAAAAUAAAAAUGUAAUAUAAAAUAUUAUAAAAAAAACCACAAAAUA